Molecule: messenger RNA, 2397 nt
Organism: Planococcus citri (citrus mealybug)
Lineage: Eukaryota; Metazoa; Arthropoda; Insecta; Hemiptera; Pseudococcidae
Exons: 8
Coding region: 203-1606 (467 amino acids)
Source: RefSeq, a predicted model, not a curated record
UAUUUUUCAACAACGCGUUGUGCGCAAAUGAAAAUACAGUACCUACAUAGAAAUAAUCUAAUCAGGUAUGAAGUUUGAACAACUCAUUACACAAAUCUCAAGUUCCUUUUACAUUAAUACAAUAAUAUAACCAAUUUCAUAUGAAAUAAACGUGAUUUAUAUGAUUUAUAUGGGUAUGCAAUUUGAAUUCUAAAAUUAUAAAAUGCGUUCAGUUUUCAUUUUCGCUGUUUACAUCUUACUUCACUGCAUUGGAUGUGCCUCGACAAAAAAGGUCAUCUUCGUAUAUGACAAAGUGGAUACGACGGCUUACGAUAUAGAUUGGUUAACGAAAAAAGUCAGCGAUCUUUCAACAAUUUGUUCAAACGAGGGUUUAGAUUACCAGUUUGAAUUAUCAUUUCCCUAUAAAUCGUCGAAUUUUGCAACUUCCCUAACCGAUUCCGGAACCGAAGGCAAAUCAACCUUGAAAAAUUUACUGACAUGGUUGAAACAAUCUCCUCCAUAUUCCAUAAUCUAUGUUAUGACGAAUGCUACUACGCCCAGCGAUGAGACCCCAGUUGACGAGAUUUUGGAAGAAAUACAAAUCAAGAGAACAGAGGUCAACUUUCUCAUCGGGACGAACUGUUCUUUUGAAAACGAUUGGGGAACCGACUCUCUCAAGAAGUAUGCACCGAUUACGUUGAUCAGCAACGGAUACAUAACGGGCCCCAAAUCAUUUCAAUCCGAUCAGUUUACAGAAUCAAUGCAUAUGAGGUUAACUUCGGCUUCUCUAAGGGUAAUAUUCCCGGCAGUUUUACACAAAGAUGACAAAACGUAUUGCAUGGACUACGACUCAUCUUCCGAAGCAGCAGAUAGAGUCAUGAUUGACAUCAAAUUUGAUUUAUACAAAUAUGAAGAUAUAGCAGGAAAUUUCGAUCGAAGCUUAGAAAUAAGCUCAAUGGAAUGGACCGUGUCAGUGCCAUUGACUACCGAGUGGUGCGACUCCGAUUUUUAUAAAUUAUUUGGUACGAGAGAUGAGCUACCAAGAAAAAUUCAAAGAAAAGGGAUCACCAGAAGUCAGUUCGAGUUUGAUUACGGGUUUUCCACAAAAUACGUCCGUGCUUUGAAUGAGACAUAUAGGCGACCAAUAAAAGGAAUAUCAAACAAAAUAUACGUAUCGGCGGUUGACAAAAGCUCCCACUACGAAUUCAUCCAUUUCCAGAUUAUUUUUUUGAAUGAUACUAUUCGUAAAUGUAGAACCUCUAUUUGUUUUGGUAAAGAAAUCCCUCUGCAGUCGAUACCUGGAACGGAUUUGUUUGUAGGUUCAUUUGGUUGUGAACCACCAACUUCGCAAUAUUUUUACAUAAAAGUGAAUAUUCAUACAAAUAGAGUAGACGUUUCUCGAAUUUCAUCCACUGCUAUGACUGUCGCAGAAGGGUUUGGAGAUGAACACCGUAAUCCCAUUUUUCAACGAAACCCAGGAUUUAAAACCGAGCCAGCAAGCAGUAAAUCAAAAGACAACGCAGGAAGUUACAUCAGCAUAUUCUCGCACCAAAUCAUAUUAUCCAUUUGUAUCGGUUCGCUAGGACUUUUCUUCGGUUUUGCUGCAGUUUUAGUGCGGAAAUUUUGAACUUAUGUGCUUGGAGCGCGAUAAGAAAACACUGAAACUUUUAUAUAUUAUUUUUUUUGUCCCUUCGACAAAUGCUGCAAUGCAGCUGUCCUAUUUAAAAAAGCAAAAAAAUUGAUCCUUGGCAAAUGAGAAGAGACGUAGAGAGAGAUAUGUGAAAUUAAACAAAACACCACCAAAGACAAUAUUCUCGAGUAAAAUAUCACGGUAAUAAAAACCAUUUUCCGAAAUUUUUAAAAGAAAAAUUGAUUUUGAAGCAGCAUGUUUUGAAACUCACACGACCAAAAUUUUAUAUAGAUACUCGAGUUCAUUUUUGGAUUUUUGGUCCAUUCUGAAACCGUCAGCGAGUAUUCAUAAUUUCUUCUAGAAACAUUAGAUUACGGUGGAAAAUGGAAAGUCCAAAAAUGAACUUUAGUACUACUAACUUUGAUUGGUUUUUAUCGAACACUCUCUCGACCAUUUACGUCAGUUAAUACCUGAUUACGAAAGUGUGAAAGUAAACUUCUAAGCAGCUUGUUUUCCAAACAAUUAAAAAAGUCAAUGGCCCAAUGCGUCCUAAAUGUGUGCCCAUCUUCGGAAAAAGAUAUUGUAAAUUCCGAAAUAAUUUUAAAGCACAGGUCACGUAUUCAUAAGCAAUAAGAAGUAAAAAUGGAUGAGAAUGUAACGAAUUAUGUAAUUUUUAUUAAUUAGUUUAUUCGUGACCAAUAUUAUACUAUCGGUCCACUUGUAUCUAAGACAUUUUGCUCAAAAUAUCUCACAAAGGAUCUCUAUAAAAAAAAGAAACUUUUAUAUUU